AUGAAGGCCAGUCUAUUAAUCGUCUGCGUUGCAUUUGGGUAUGCUGUUGCUACUCAUGGACAUGAUAACGCGCAUUACAAAUUUGAGUACGGAGUUCAUGAUCCUCACACCCAUGACCACAAAUCCCAGCACGAACACAGACACGGCCAUCACGUCACUGGUGGCUAUACACUCAAAGAAGCCGAUGGAACCCACAGAGUCGUCAAAUACAAAUCCGCACCACACACUGGGUUCGAAGCCGUUGUUGAGAGAGUAGGUCAUGCCCAACAUCCUGCUCACUAUGGUCAUGGUCAUGGUCAUGGAGGUCAUGGACACGGUGGACACGGUGGAGCUACCAGCUACGUCGGUGUCACCCACUGGGCCAACCAAGGAAGCGAGGGUGGACACGGACAUGGGCACUAA
This is a messenger RNA of Diabrotica balteata, 402 nucleotides long. Lineage: Eukaryota; Metazoa; Arthropoda; Insecta; Coleoptera; Chrysomelidae. The record is from the annotation of a GenBank genome assembly.